GUCCACGCUGCUCUCGUCCUCACAAUCACUCGUCUUCUCCUCACACAAUCCGAGAAAGGAAAGAAACUCAUCCGUCCUUCUGCCAUCUCUCCACCCGAAUAUCCUCCCAUCCAUGAGAUCUCAGAGGAUAGAUGAGGAUUAAGACAGCAGCAUAGUGUGUAUAUCUGUGACUGUUUGAGCGUGCGUGUGUGUGUGUGUGUGUGUGUGUGUGUGCACUCACCCUGAAAAGAAACACACUCUCAGUCUGGUGAAUGGAUGAAGACCAACGGAUCCAAACUGGAGCGCAAUAAACGAGUGAAAAAACGGAGACGGACCGGGAAAGAGUCCCUCCAUCAGCACCACCCGAGAGAGAGAGCGAGUUCCCGCUCCAGCAGCAGGACGAUGUCUCCGAAAGACAACAAACCCAAAAAAACACAGAAAGACAGUAUGACUUUACUGCCAUGCUUCUACUUCGUGGAGUUGCCCAUCGUGGCCUCCUCGAUGAUCUCGCUGUACUUUCUAGAGUUAACUGACGUCCUCCAGCCAGUUAAAUCCGGAUUCCGUUGUUAUGACCAGGCUCUGAGUAAACCAUACGUGGAGACGGGAGACGAGCUCAUCCCCCUGCUCAUGCUCCUGAGUCUUGCCUUUGCUGGGCCUGCUGCCUCGAUUAUGCUGGCUGAGGCUUUGAUGUACUGCACGAGAUCCAGAGUGAAGUUCAGUCCUGGUUCGGAAGGCAGCAUCAAUGCAAGUGGCUGCAGCUUCAACUCCUUCCUGCGCAGAACCGUUCGGUUUGUAGGUGUACAUGUGUUUGGGUUAUGUUCUACAGCCCUUGUGACGGAUGUUAUUCAGCUCUGUACUGGUUAUCAUACUCCGUUCUUCCUCACUGUCUGUAAACCAAAUUACACCCUGCCUGGAGUCUCCUGCCUCAAAGAGCCCUACAUCACCCAGGACAUCUGUUCAGGACGUGACCAUUAUGCUAUCCAGUCCGCUAGGAAAUCUUUCCCGUCCCAGCAUGCCACACUUUCGGGUUUCGCAGCGGUCUACAUCUCUAUGUACUUCAACACCACUAUCUCAGACAGUACAAAGCUCCUGAAGCCCGUGUUGGUGUUCGUGUUUGCAAUAGCAGCUGCUCUGGCGAGUCUCACGCAGAUCACGCAGUACCGCAGUCACCCCAUCGACGUCUACGUGGGCUUCGUCAUCGGGGCCGGGAUCGCCGUUUAUCUGGCACUUUACGCUGUUGGAAACUUCAAGUCCUCGGUGGAAUCAUCUCCUCGGAUACUGAAAAAACCUCCUCCUCCUCAGAAAGAUGCUCUUCAUGCUUUAACGCAACGCGGUCAUGACUCUGUCUACCAGAAAGCUCAUGCUUCCGAGAGCAAUGACGAGCUCGUCGCUCCGGUGGAGGUAGCAGGAAUGAACCGUAAAGUUCGUCGUGAAAAAGCUUCGAUGGGAAGUUUGAAGCGAGCCAGCGCUGACGUGGAGCUCCUGGCACCCAGGAACCCGAUGGGGAAAGAAACCAUGCUGACAUUUAGCAACACGCUGCCCAGAGCAAGCGCUAAUGUAAACGGCAUGGAAGAACCUGCUCAGAGACACAUGACCUUCCACGUACCUUCAUCCAAACAGCUGGUGUCCGAGUGGAAGCAGAAAUCUCUGGAAAUGCGGACAUUGAGCUUGAGGGAGGACGGCCUGCACGGCAGCUCUAUAGAUGUUGUAGAAGAAACAAAUGAAGAGUUCAAGGAGACCUUAGACAUGGAUUUGCCCACUUCCUUGUAUCCCAGUGUUCAGGCAGCUGCAGCAGCCACCAGAGUCUCAAUUUCCCAAAGACCUGGUGCACCACCAUUGGUUCACAUCCCAGAAGAAGCUGCCAAGCCUCCUCCUGUAUCUCCUAAAAGUGCCACAACUAGAGCUAAAUGGCUUUCUAUGAUGGAAAAAGGUCCAGUACCGGUAACAACACCAGAGCCACCUCGUCUCCCAAACAAGCCGCUGGUCAUGCAGGUUACAACCACUCCAAAGUCUUCUGAAACAGCUUCUUCUUGUGCUACUUCAAGUGUUUCCUCGAGCACCGAGUCCCCGUAUUUCCGCAUGCCAUCUGAACGAGAUUCAUGCAGUAUCGUCACCAUUGAUGCUCACGCCCCUCAUCAUCCUGUAGUCCGCCUUUCCUCAGUAAGCUCCAACACCUGGGAUUGGAGGAGCAGUACUAACGGGAGCACAGAAGUCCAAGAAACCAGUCGGACCAUGCCCAGGAAGGAGUUCCGAGCUGCCAAAACGGACUCGUUUGGUUCAGAACCUCCACCACAUCCAGAUCUGGUGCCACAGUUCCACCAAAAACCUUCUGUACACGCUCAGGAAUGGGAUCCCGGGCAGCCGCACCCCGAACCGGAUCAUUUCUUCAAGAACUUGCAUUUGGAACAACGACUUAAUGACGCAAAUAUUUAAAAAAAAAAAACAACUUCAGUAUGGGUGAGACUCAAACCCAGAGUCUAAUCUGGGGGCAGAAAGUGUACCAGCAAAUGAAAGUCAAAUCUUUGAAGGAGGAAAAAAAUAUUUGAGGAAAUGUUUUUAUAGCUGAUGGAGUUCAUUGUGAAAUAGAUCUCUGUUUUUUUUUAGGGGGGAGGGGGGGGUAUUCCUGGUUUUCCUAGCUGUCAUAAAGGAGGUGAGAACUUUCAGAUCCAAGAUGGUGGUUAUUUAACGAGAAGACGAUGUGUCUUUCUAUUGUUUGUACAAAUUGGGGUUCCGCUUCAAUUCAUCAUUUAUCUUCAGGGGGAGGAGGAAACUGGGAAUGGGGCAGAAAGCAAAUCUUCACCUAGAUCAGGGUGUUAACAUUGGAUUCUUUUCUGCUAGCAGAAGGUGUUCAUGUGACUCUGUCGUGUGUUUUAUGUAGGACAGAAAUGUCUUAACUUUGACUGACCCUACAGGACACUUUUAGGAAAUAUCAUAUUUAUUAUUGUCAUCUAGUAUUAUUAAGGAACUGUUUGUGUGGGUGUGUGUGUGUGUGUGUGUGUGUGUGUGUGUGUGUGUGUGUGUGUGU
This is a messenger RNA of Silurus meridionalis, 3004 nucleotides long. It is a transcript of the gene plppr3a, whose product is annotated as phospholipid phosphatase related 3a. The transcript is spliced from 8 exons. The coding region runs from base 256 to 2412 and encodes 718 amino acids. The record is from RefSeq and is a predicted model, not a curated record. Gene Ontology annotation, molecular function: phosphatidate phosphatase activity. Lineage: Eukaryota; Metazoa; Chordata; Actinopteri; Siluriformes; Siluridae. Gene Ontology annotation, biological process: signal transduction; phospholipid metabolic process; phospholipid dephosphorylation.